AUGGGCAAGGAUCAAAUGACUAAGAGCGCUGCGGGAGAAAUCCAAUCCUCACAGGCUAAAAAUGGACGCGAUAUGUCGUCUGGCGGCUUCGCAGCUCGCGCGCAGAGCGCGGCAGCUAGAAACGAAGCCGCCGCUGGCCAGCAGAACACGGGACCGGGCCACAAGACAGGUGGCUCAUCUGGCGGUGCUGGAGGGAAGAAGUGA
This is a messenger RNA of Hypoxylon fragiforme, 204 nucleotides long. RefSeq lists its product as uncharacterized. The transcript is spliced from 2 exons. NCBI's taxonomy places the organism in Eukaryota, Fungi, Ascomycota, Sordariomycetes, Xylariales, Hypoxylaceae. The record is from RefSeq and is a predicted model, not a curated record. Bases 1 to 204 code for a protein of 67 amino acids.